CCGGGGACGGGCCGGGGACGGGCCGUGCCGGGCGGCCCCGCGGGCACCGGCGGCGAUGGCGCCGCGGCUGCAGCUGGAGAAGGCGGCGUGGCGCUGGACCGAGACGGUGCCGCCCGAGGCGGUGGCGCAGGAGCACAUCGAGGCGGCCUAUCGCGUCCGGCUGGAGCCCUGCCAGCGCGGAGCCUGCCGGAGGAACUGCCGGGGGAACCCCAACUGCCUGGUGGGCAUCGGGGAGCACGUGUGGCUGGGCGAGAUCGACGAGAACAGCUUCCACAACAUCGACGACCCCAACUGCGAGCGCCGCAAGAAGAACGCCUUCGUGGGCCUGACCAACCUGGGGGCCACGUGCUACGUGAACACCUUCCUGCAGAUGUGGUUCCUGAACCUGGAGCUGCGCCAGGCGCUCUACCUGUGUCCCAGCGCCUGCAGCGACGGCGUCCCCAAGGACACAGACUACGAGCCCCAGAGUAUCUGUGAGCACCUGCAGUACCUGUUUGCGCUGCUGCAGAACAGCAAACGGCGCUACAUCGACCCCUCGGCCUUCGUCAAGGCCCUGGGGCUGGACACGGCCCAGCAGCAGGAUGCCCAGGAGUUUUCCAAGCUGUUCAUGUCCCUACUGGAAGAUACUUUAUCCAAACAGAAAAACCCAGAUGUCAGGAACAUCGUGCAGAAGCAGUUCUGUGGAGAGUAUGCCUAUGUCACUGUCUGCAACCAGUGUGGCAGAGAAUCCAAACUGGUGUCCAAAUUUUACGAGCUGGAGUUAAACAUCCAAGGACACAAACAGCUGACAGACUGUAUAACAGAAUUCCUCAAGGAAGAAAAAUUAGAAGGGGACAAUCGUUACUUUUGUGAGACUUGUCAGAGCAAGCAGAAUGCCACGAGGAAGAUCCGCCUGCUCAGCCUGCCCUGCACCCUCAACCUGCAGCUCAUGCGCUUCGUGUUCGACAGGCAAACUGGUCACAAGAAGAAGCUGAACACCUACAUUGGCUUCUCGGAGCUGCUGGACAUGGAGCCUUUCAUGGAGCAGAAAAAUGGUGUGUACGUGUACGAGCUGAGCGCCGUCCUCAUCCACCGCGGCGUCAGCGCCUACUCCGGCCACUACAUCGCCCACGUCAAGGACCCGCAGACGGGCGAGUGGUACAAGUUCAACGACGAGGACAUCGAGAAGAUGGAGGGCAAGAAGCUGCAGCUGGGCAUUGAGGAAGAUCUAGCGGAGCCGUCGAAAUCCCAGACUCGGAAGCCCAAGUGUGGGAAGGGCACCCACUGCUCCCGGAAUGCCUACAUGCUGGUGUACAGGCUGCAGGCCAGGGAGAAAUCCCUCACUGUCGAGGUGCCAGCUUUCCUGCAGGAGCUGGUGGAGAGGGAUAACUGCAAGUUUGAGGAGUGGUGCAACGAGAUGGCCGAGAUGCGCAAGCAGAGCGUGGCCAGGGGGAAGAUCAAACACGAGGAGGUGAAGGAGCUCUACCAAAGGUUACCCGCCGAAGCUGGUUCCCCCUACGACUUCAUCUCUCUGGAAUGGCUGCAGAAAUGGCUGGAUGAGUCCACUCCUCCCAAACCUAUCGACAACACGGCCUGCCUGUGCUCCCAUGGCAAACUCCAUCCCGAUAAAAUAUCCCUGAUGAAGAGGAUUUCGGAAUACGUGGCCGACUUCUUCUACCGCCGCUACGGGGGAGGGCCCCGGCUCAACGUCAAAGCACUUUGCAAGGACUGUGUGGUGGAAAGGUGUCGAAUCCUGCGGCUCAAAAACCAGCUGAACGAAGACUACAAAACCGUGACCAACCUGCUGAAGGUCACAGUCAAGGGGAACGACGGGUUUUGGGUAGGAAAAACCUCUCUGAGGAGCUGGCGGCAGCUGGCUCUGGAGCAGCUGAAUGAGCAAGAUGAAGAUGCAGAGCACAGUAAUGGCAAAAUGAAUGGAAAUGCACAAAACAAAGAUGAAUCAAACGAAGAGAAGAGGGAGGAGGAAGAGGAGUUAAAUUUUAAUGAAGACAUCGUUUGCCCACAUGGUGACCUGUGCAUCUCCGAGAACGAGCGCAGGGUGGUUUCCAAGGAAGCCUGGGAGAAGCUCAAGCAAUAUUUCCCAAAAGCCCCCGAAUUCCCAAACAACAAAGAGUGCUGUUCCCAGUGCAAGAUUCUGGAGCGUGAAGGGGAGGAAAGCGAAGCGCUGCAUAAGAUGAUGGCCAGUGAGCAGAAGACUUCUCUCCAGAACCUGUUCCAUGACAAAUGCAGGCCUUGCCUGGGCAGUUGGCCUCAGGAGACAGAUGAGCUGUACAUUGUUUCGCAGUACUUUGUAGAAGAAUGGAGGAAAUUUGUCAGGAGGCCGACGCGCUGCAGCCCCGUGUCCUCCAUAGCCAACAGUAUCCUGCUCUGCCCCCACGGGGGGCUCAUGUUCACCUUCGCUUCCGUGACCAAAGAAGACUCCAAACAUAUAGCUCUGAUAUGGCCCAGCGAGUGGGAGAGGAUCCAAAAGCUCUUCGUGGUGGAUCACGUCAUCAAGAUCACCCGGACGCAGGGGCCCGAGGGCACCCGCUACACCUCGGAGCCCCAGCUGUGCCCGGAGUGCCGGGAAGGGCUCCUGUGCCAGCAGCAGCGGGACCUGCGCGAGUACACCCAGGCCACGGUGUACGUGCACAAAGUGGUGGAUAACAAAAAGGUGAUGAAGGACGCGGCUCCGGAGCUGAACGUGAGCAGCUCGGAGGCUGAAGAGGAAAGGGAGGAAAACAAGCCAGAGGGGGAGCAGGACCCCGAUUUUAACCAGGCCAACGGCGGCACGAAACGCCAGAAGCUCUCCCAGCAGAGCUACAUCACCUACCAAAAACAGGGAAUCAGGAGGAGCACCCGGCACAGGAAGGUCCGAGGGGAGAAGGCCCUGCUGGUGUCGGCCAACCAGACCCUGAAAGAACUGAAAAUACAGAUCAUGCACGCCUUCUCCGUGGCCCCCUUCGACCAGAACCUGUCCAUCGACGGCAAAAUCCUGAGCGACGACACGGCCACGCUGGGCAGCCUGGGCGUCAUCCCUGAGUCCGUCAUCCUGCUCAAGGCUGAUGAGCCCAUCGCGGAUUACGCGGCGAUGGACGACGUUAUGCAAGUUUGUAUGCCUGAAGAGGGAUUUAAAGGGACUGGUUUACUCGGCCACUGAUGGUUUUCCAAGAGGAGCGACCCGAAGGGAAGAGGAUGUGGGACGUGGUAGGGCAUUCAAAGCAUACAAAAAAAAACCAAAAAAAAAAAAAAAAAAAAAAAAGAAAACAAAAAAAAAAAAAAAAAAAAAAGGUGGAUCCGGGACUUUGUGACUCUUCCAGGAGGCAGGAAAAACCCCGAGCGAGGCGUGUGCUCCCCACAGCAAACCAAACCAAUGCCUUAUGUCAAAGCAGAUUGCACUGAAGGACAUCCCUGCUCCAGGAGAGCCGGCCCGGGGCUGGCAAAUAAACAACAGCGAGGUUGGGAACUUGAGCAGCAGUCGGUGUGUUCGGGGCGAGGGGGUGUCCAGUGAUCCCGUAGAUCCCAACCCUCCUGCUCCAUCCUCCUCUCUCUGGGAUAACCCCGUCUCUGAUCCACUGUCAGGCCCACUUGGAAGUGGCAGGAGUUGGGACUGGGUGAGGAAUGUCUGGCGCACACACACACAACAAAAUCUUCAUUGGUUUCACCCCAAAUGGGAGCUGGGAUCUGCUUCCCAAACCUUCCCCUCUCCGCAUCCCUCCGCCACUUCCACACCUUGGAUGAUCCAGGAGCCACCUGGGCUCUGGGAACUGGGUUUUUUGUUUGGGUUUUUUUUUUGUUAUUUGGGGUGUUUUAGUGACUCUGGAGAACAUUUUCUUCUGGGAGUGCUUGGGACAGCCGGAGCCAGCGGGAGGGUGCAGGUGGGAGGUGAUUCCCAUGGGAAGAGGGUUUUUUUCCCCCCCCCUUAUCCUCAUUUUUCAGCAAUGCACUAAUUUUUUUUGUUUUUUUUUUCUUUUAACAUCUCCCAGCAAGGAUUUCUCCCCAUUAGUAUUUAGCAGGAACUAUCCCAUUUCCAGACUGAUCCAUAACAGACACUGCCAAGGGAUCUCUGUCCCAGCGCGGUUCCCGAUGCCGUUCCAGGUUUCCUCUUCCUUUCCAGCCUUUUCCCUUGUUUCCCUGGAAAAACACGACAUGGAGAUCACUCAGUUUUAUUUUGUCAAGGUUUGUGGGAAUUUGGGAUGCAAGAAGAGGGACGAGGGGCACAAAUCCCACCCCCCAAAACCCCACUAGUUUUGAUUUCCAAGGUUUGAUUUCCAAGGUUUUAUCCCGAGAAUUCCAGCUGUUCUUUGCCAAACCCCCUCUCCCCUGUCCCUGCUGGAUCUGGGGGUGAAGCAGCACCAUUUGAGGGGUUCUAAAGCUUUUAGGAAGUGGGUUUUUUGGGGCAGUUUGGAUUCUUUCCCAAGGUACAGACAUGAGGAAUUCCAUGUGCCGAAGCCACAGGAGGUUUUUUUCUUCCCAGCCUGAAGCACUCACUUGUGUACAUAUUCCUUGGAAAUUCCAUCUUUUCAAGUUGCUGUUCAUUUUUUUUAAUGUUAUAUAUAUAUAUAUAUAUAUAAAAACCACCACAAAAAUCUCUUCCUUGAGCUUAUCCUGUUGUGGGAAGGGAUCCUGGGGAGCCCUGGGGGUGUUCCGGGGCCGCGGCGGUUCCGGCAGCGCCGGAUCCUCCGGAGGACUGCAGGUCCCAGGUGUGAUCCCAGGGCCCCGUUCCCGUUCUGUCUGUUAUUUGCAAAUAUUAUCGGAUUAAAGUUGUCAUUGGAGCCGUG
This is a messenger RNA of Myiozetetes cayanensis, 4760 nucleotides long. It is a transcript of the gene USP48, whose product is annotated as ubiquitin specific peptidase 48. Gene Ontology annotation, biological process: protein deubiquitination. The record is from RefSeq and is a predicted model, not a curated record. Gene Ontology annotation, cellular component: cytosol; nucleus. Bases 56 to 3139 code for a protein of 1027 amino acids. Lineage: Eukaryota; Metazoa; Chordata; Aves; Passeriformes; Tyrannidae. The transcript has 27 exons. Gene Ontology annotation, molecular function: cysteine-type deubiquitinase activity; cysteine-type endopeptidase activity; protein binding.